Messenger RNA from Trifolium pratense (red clover), 734 nucleotides. RefSeq lists its product as uncharacterized. The record is from RefSeq and is a predicted model, not a curated record. Bases 86 to 478 code for a protein of 130 amino acids. The transcript has a single exon. Lineage: Eukaryota; Viridiplantae; Streptophyta; Magnoliopsida; Fabales; Fabaceae.
AAAAACAUCAAUUAAAAUUUAGAAGAGACAAAGGGUGAGUAAGAGAGGACACUCCUUAACAUCCACAUAUCACACAUAACCAAACAUGGCUUCACAACUUGUUAAUGAUGUAAGAUGCCAAACACUAAUGCAUUGUGCAGCUUCUUAUGGUGAAAGAGGAAGCAAAAAAACACUUUCUCGUCGCAAAAGCUAUCGAUAUAAUCGAAUACAUAAUAGCAUAAUCUACCCUGAAGAUUAUGACAACUUCAAGGGAUCACUUGAUCAAAAGGGUGCAAAACAUAGCAAAAAUCUAACUCAAGCUCAAAAGCUUCACAGGUUGGGAUUCUCUUACCUUGCAACAUCUUUUCUUUACAUAGUAAUUAAGGUUAAAGCAUUCUACAAUGGUUUCCUUGGAGAUGUUGCUAGUGAAUCAAGAAUGAUGGGAAUUGAAGCACCAAUGGCAGAGCCAUAUUUCUCUGUUCCAGUUAUUCCAAAUUAAUUAACAUAGCAUCAAUAAUAGAGGCAAUAUCAUGUUUGUAAUGUAUAGUAUUAGUUCAAAAGUGUAAUAUUAAUAUGUUUAUAUAUAUUAAUUAGUAUCAAAUUUGAGAUGAACUUUUGUAAUUAAUAAGCUAAGAUUUAUUAAAAUGUUCUCUACUUUUGUAGUAAAAUUACAUCUAUGGGAAGUGUUUAAUUUUUAUUUAAUGAUGUAAUGAAAAAUAUUUGAGCAAAAAUAAUAUUACUUAUUAUUUUAUGUU